AUGCAUAGCGCUAUGCAAAGCACUGUACAGUUGGAUAUAGAUACCGAAGCAGGUGAAGAUAUUCACCACAGUAUUGGAGUUACUGUUGAGGGAGAAACUGUUGAACAUGAUUCUUCAUUAGCAAAAGAAGAUAUUCCAGAAGUAGUUGGCCUUAAGGAGGGCAUGUCUGACACAGUUGAUGAUAAAAUGUGGUUUAUCAAACCAAAAUCUGAAAAUUUGGAUUCUUUCCUAUUGUUUCAUCCAUGUCAACCAGUUAUCCUUUCUUUAAAUUCAACAAAGUUAUAUCAGAGGAGGGAUGGAAAGAAGCAUCACUGGUUGACUUAUUCACAUGGACAUGGUGCCUUUUUCUGCAUGGUGUGUCUAGCUUUCAGCAAAAAGACAGACGACAGUGCUUUUAUUGAUGGUUGCUUUGAUGAAAAGCACAUGUACCAGAGAAUUGAAGAGCACGAAAGAAGCAACCUCCACAAUAAUAGCUCUGAAUCCCUUUUGAUGAGGUCAAAGAAUAUGGACAUAUCUAGUCAUUUCUUUGAGAAACAAACAGCCAGAAAAGAGGAAGUGAAGAGAAAACGUGCCAUUCUAGAGAGGAUAAUUGAAACCAUAAAGCUGAUUGGAAAAAGAGGCCUAAGCUAUCGGGCAACAGCUGAAGCAGCAUAUACGUUAGAUAAUGAAAAGUUGGACCAUGGAAACUUCCUAGAGAUUUUGCUACUCUUAAGCAAGUUUGAUCCCUUGCUGAAAAAUCACCUUGAUACAGUUAUUAAAAAAAGUAAAAAGAAGCAUCAAAGUGCAACAAGUAGCAAAGGACGUGGUAGCUUUGUUACAUUAAUUUCAAAAACUACAGUCAACAAUAUCAUCUGUGUAAUUUCAGCACUUUUGAAAAAAGGUAUUGCCCAAGAGAUCAGAGAUGCCGGCAUGUUCUCAAUACAGCUCGAUACAACACAGGAUAUAAACGUCUCAGACCAGUGUUCAAUAAUAAUUCGGUAUGUCACAGAUGUGGUCCAUGAACGUCUGGUUGCUGUGGUAAAUUGCACAUCCACGACAGGGAAGGCUUUGUGUGAACUUGUUUGCAAUGUAUUGGAAUCCAUGGAAAUUGAGGUUACGAACUGUGUUGGGAACUCAACUGAUGGAGCUUCGAAUAUGCAGGGUCAGUACAACGGAUUCAGCACAUGGCUGAGUAGUAAAGCACCUGGCCAGAUUCAUGUGUGGUGCUAUGCACAUGUACUAAAUUUGGUGAUGAUGGAUGUCACAAAGAUAUCUGUUCAGGCAAUAUUGUUGUUCGGCUUGUUAAACUCCUGUGCUGUAUUUAUCCGCGAAUCCUACCUUCGGAUGAAUGUAUGGCGUGAAGUCUCAGGAAGAAAGAUUUAG
Molecule: messenger RNA, 1362 nt
Organism: Pelobates cultripes (western spadefoot toad)
Lineage: Eukaryota; Metazoa; Chordata; Amphibia; Anura; Pelobatidae
Source: the annotation of a GenBank genome assembly